UGUUGGGUAAGAAAUCAAUAAGUUAUUGAACAAACAAAUCCAGUGCUAGCCGGGCCGAGAUAAGCCGGCUUUGAUCUCACACGGUGUUCGAUCAGCUCCAUGCUGCGACGCCGGUGUUCCUAAGCCAGUGGAAGGGUGUAGAGGUCUAAGGACCGACGCACAAACUUUUAUUCUAAUCUUCAGCAAUAAACAUGAAUUGCAAUACUCGACUUGAACUAGGACGCUAAUCACAGUUACUCCACCAUCCACCGUACAACAUCCAUCAACCACCAGCCAACAUCCACCGUACAACAUCCAUCAGCUACCAAUGAGCCCUUGCCUCCACCAGACAUCCACCAGCCACGAUCCACCAACAGCUCACCCCUCCACACGACCUCAACAUGGAUAACUCCCCUCACGUGUGGAUCACCAGCAGACGACUGCGCAAUCCCCACUUCAGCCGGCAGCUAUCUGACAACCUCCAGGUCGUGGGUUCGAAUCUCACCGGCACGCGUCGCGUCAAGACCGCCACCUCACGAGAGCUGUUCAACACGGGACAAAAACCGGCUUUUAUUGACCACUACGGUCACGUGAUCGAGUCCUCGCUCAACGAAUGUGUUGGCAAGUCAAGUGUCAGUUUAUCGUCUGCUAAUCUGUCAAGUGCCACGUUGCCGGGUGUCUGUUCGUCAGGUGCCACGGUGUCAGGGGUGGCAACUUUGCCAGGCUCUAGGGUAAACUCUGCACACGACACUUCUCCUGUGAAUGACGCGGGUACGGCUAACCCAAAAGACUGGCGUAAAAACGGCCACGCCCAUAAACUGCCGGACAGGUCAAACACCCCCACCUACUGCCGCCCCAGCAUGGCGUCUAUCGUAGAGUCGGCGUGGGACGGAUCCGAUCCUGCACGGGCAGGGAUCUACAUCAAAACUGGCUCGGCGCGUCCUCAGACGGCGCACUCGAGAUAUUCAAGAGCGACAACAAUGUCUGCCUCUAGCAGGACUUCCGGUUGUCCGUCUGCUGAACCACGUGACGCAUCAGCAGAAGCAGCAGUCAGGAGGUGGCGCUACCGUCCUCUCAGUGCCGUCUACAACACCAUCAAGGCCAAACGAUACUUGGAAGGACGAUUAAGAGACAUCUAUCUGCAGAGACGGGCGGUAUCUGCCAGUCCUCAGUCUAAGGACAUUAGUCCUACAGGACAUUUAAGUAGGACCCCAAGGGCAGGCUAUGAUGGCAGACAGCAGAGUCGACACGGUAUCUCUGUGCUUAGUGCCCUGUCCCGGUUCCGCAUGGUUGGGUACAUCGCCAUCUACCUGCGGCGUCUGAUGCUGGUCAUCAUUGCCAACUGUAACGAGAAGACGAUGAGGUCAGCGACCGAGCUCCAGUGGAUGGCCGUCUACUCGGAGAAACAGGACGAUCUGCUGGCAUUCAACAAGUAUCUGUUUUCUAGGGACAGGGUGAUUGCGCACGUGCCGGACUGGGCGUUGACCAUCCUGAGUCUCCCCCCGGAACAAAGGUCAGAGCAACACUGUCGGCGCCUGCACGCCCUGCUGAGGGGGCUGAAGAGCUUUGACAAGUUCACAGAGGAGAUGCAGCUGUCUUUGUGCAGGGCCUUCACGCUAGAGAAGGUACAGGAGGGACGGGUUGUACUAAAGAGCGGCCAUGUUGGGGUCAACUUCUACUUCAUCUACUCAGGGUCGGUGUUUGUCAACUACGAGGACAUCAGUCUAGACGGCACGCCCUUCAUGAGGACGGUAGCCAUGCUGACCCGAGGGGACUCGUUCGGUGAGCUGGCCCUGCUCCAAGACAUCCGCCGUACGGCAACCAUCUCCGUACGCGAGAAGUGCGAGCUGCUGGUGGUCGAGAAGGAUGUCUUCGCCAGCGUUUGUCCGAAAAUUUUUGAGAAGGAGCUAGCUGAAAAACAUGCAUUUUUAAGCACGUUAGAUCUCUUCUCUCCCAGUUUUUGGAGUCCUGAGGCCAUCCAGUCUCUCUGUAUGAAUGCACAAAUUCAGGAGUACAAGAUCAACAAGGUGAUUGUUGCCAACAGCAGUCUAGAGGACUGGAUCUAUGCGUGCAUGGAGGGCAAGUGUCAGGUCAUCAGGUGCGUGUCCCUGGAUGCCGAGGCUAAGGGCCCGAGCAAGAGAAAAACAGGUCGGAUGUCGUCCUGUCGGAGGAGAUUCUUCAGCUGUUGGCUGCUGCUUCAGAACACGAGCACUCGAACCAGACUGUGGACGAUGGAGAUAUGAAGGAAAACUUGCUCUCCUCUCUCGGCUUGGAUUACGUCCACACCAACAAGAAAGUCUAUCUGGACAAGAGCCAUGAACGGGAGAGACAGCGGGCCAUACUGGGCCUCAACGAUACCACAACACUGACGGCCCUCAUCAAACGACAGAGGGAGACCAACAAGAACCUGGUCUUUCUUCACGUGGGGGUCAUUGAGACAGGGGAGA
Molecule: messenger RNA, 2426 nt
Organism: Physella acuta
Lineage: Eukaryota; Metazoa; Mollusca; Gastropoda; Physidae
Biological process (GO): spermatogenesis
Molecular function (GO): cAMP binding
Source: RefSeq, a predicted model, not a curated record